AUGUAUAACCCCUUUACGGGCGAGACAAUUUCACUUCCUCUACUACGCUUGAGCAUGAAGUAUACGGUGGAGGCGUUCUCCAUAUCCUCCGCCCCUUCUUCCUCAGAUUGCACCUGCAUGGUCUUCGCCAACUCUUCAUACCGUGGUUUUGUUGUGGGAACAUGUCGUGUUAGUGAUAAAGAAUGGAGUAAGUGUGAAUUUUCUGGCAAUUUCGACGCAGGAAUGGACGUUGCUUACCUUAAAGGAGCCUUCUAUUUUGUGGAAAGAGAGGGAAGACUCGCGAAUUUCAACGUUGCUCAACGACAAUGGAACGUCCUUAUUAACAUACUAAAAUUUGAUCAUGGGCCAUCCAGGGACGUUGCCAGCACAACUCACAUGGUGGAGUCCGAGGGAGAGAUUUUGUUGAUUAGGCAGUACAAUGAAAUCGGAGAAGUAGCCGCCUUUGUUUCCAGGCUGGCUUUUGGGAAGAAGACUUGGGUUGAAGUCAAGAGUUUGGGAAAUCGAGCGUUGUUUCUUGGUCGUGGUACUUCACUGUCGCUUUCUUUGACUGCAAAAGAUGAAGAAAUUACGGACAAGAUCUUCACCACAAAUUUUCAAGGAGUCUUAACAGUUUUGGAAAUUGACAUCCACAAGGAAAGGCCAUUGCAAAAGUCCCCCUCUCCUUUUUCUAUUUAUAUAAUUUAA
Molecule: messenger RNA, 684 nt
Organism: Vitis vinifera (wine grape)
Lineage: Eukaryota; Viridiplantae; Streptophyta; Magnoliopsida; Vitales; Vitaceae
Product: F-box/kelch-repeat protein At1g57790-like
Exons: 1
Coding region: 1-684 (227 amino acids)
Source: RefSeq, a predicted model, not a curated record